AUGAUUUGCGAAUCUUCUGUGCCGAUUUUAGACUCGCAUCGUUCAUCUCUGAAUCCUAAACGGAACUGCUACAAUGAUCUCCCAGACGUCGAAGAAUCUGUACGCUCGAGUGAUUGUUUUGACGGGAAACCCUGUGAAGCUUUCACGAACAAAGCCCCGGAACGGAUAAAAGUUUGUGCGCUCUCGGGAGAGGAAGCUAUGAGCAUCGAUGGAAUAAGUGAUACCGGAGAAACUCCUGGGAAAUCUGCAACAUCGGACAAGAAUUCUAUGGAUGUUGUCAAGACUUACAGCUGCCACGGCUGUCGCUGGGUCUGGGUUAAAGCUGUUAUCAGGUGGAAGCGGGGAGCUGUGAGGAACAGAAUUGGUGAUUCGACACGUCGGGCUUGUCGACCCAGUGAAUGUAAUUGUUCUACAGCCUUCGAUAAGAACGACAGGUGCAGCUGUUCCUUGAAUGAACAAAAUACCACAGCUCAGGAGAGCACAAUACACCGUAAGGACAAUACAGAAAUGCACACUAGCAGUGUUGUAGGUGAAGCUAGCGGAAAUACUUCACUUGAUCAAGGAAAUUGUGAAGAUAUGAACGACGAUAUUUCGUGUGAACUUAUAUCAGAUGAUCAAGGAGAAGGAAGCUACAAUGAUGAUAAUUCUAACCAAGCAACUGGCUUGGUAAAUACGGAUGCCUGUAUCCAGACCGAGGUCGCAACUUCAUCAGACCCUGAUAUAUCGCUGGACACAAAUUGCCGUCGCAUUCUAUUUAAAUCUAGAGCUUGUUCGCUCUUCUCUAAUUUAGCAGAGCUAAAUUUCAUACAAAAGUUGCAGUGCAACGCCCCUGAAGAAAUAGUCGUACCCGGCUCAACAGGUCACGACAGUUCUGUGAGCACCAACGGAAGUUUUGGUCCAGUUCUGAAACGACGUCGCUCAAGUUCUAAUUUAACUUGUAAUCCCGUAUCGCGACUAAUGAACGCUCGCGCGGCUUCUACUGAUGUUUUACCCACCGUUUAUUGGACCAACUUGGUGACCAAAGAAGAAGUAGACAAGUUGACGCGCACGGCUGUUCCUGAACCUGCCCAACUGCACCCCGACUUCUUCUCAUUCAGUUUCUUCCCGCGCGUAUUGCCGGAGCCUUCAUCCCCCCUCGCCGUCAUCUCGAUGAUGACUCACCUGGGCAUCCCCCAGCGCUGGUCCAUCACCCCCAGCACCUUAGCCAGGUUCGUACUGAUGGUUCGCAAGGGGUACCGCGACCCCCCUUACCACAAUUGGGUGCACGCGUUUUCUGUCACCCACUUCGCCUUCCUCCUCAUCAACAACCUGAAGCUCUGCGAGAACGGCGUCAUCAGCCACAUGGAGGCCCUUGCACUCAUGGUGUCAUGUCUCUGCCACGACCUCGACCAUCGGGGCACCACAAACUCCUUCCAGGUUGAUUCCAACUCAGUGCUGGCGUCACUCUACUCCUCCGAAGGCUCGGUGAUGGAGCGUCACCACCUUGCACAAACAAUGUGUAUUCUCAACACAGAAAGCUGCAACAUCUUCGAGAAUCUUUCCAAAGAAGAGUACACGCAGUGUCUUGACCUUAUGAGGGACAUCAUACUUGGUGAGACGGUAAAAUACAUGGUAAUCUGCUUGCUUAUGACGUCGGCCGAUCUGUCCGACCAGACCAAGGAUUGGCAGUCGUCUAGAAGCGUGGCUAAGCUAAUAUACAAGGAGUUCUUCACACAAGGAGACCUCGAAAAAGCCAUGGGCAACAACCCGCUCGUAAUGAUGGACCGGGAGAAGGCUUUCAUUCCCGAGCUGCAGCUGAGCUUCCUUGACAACAUUGCCUUACCUGUAUACCAGCUUGUUGCGGAGUUGUUUCCUGAAGCAAGCGAGCCAUACGAGUCAGUGCUCGAGAGCAGACGGCGGUGGAUGGUUGUGCGCGACUCCCACACUCAUCGCAGAGGCUCAUACGCAAGUUCUCUGGAAAUCUUUGACGAAGAAUUCAACUUGGAUGAUGAUAUGAGUUCAGUGUAAAGUGGAGAAAACGGUCUUAGGGAAGAUUUUUUAAUGAAUCUGACUCGGUGUAGCUUAAUAGUGCUUUUCACCAUAAUAAAGAUGAUUAUAUUUAAUUAUAAGUAUUGGCAAGAUUGAUAUUUAUUAUAGCGAAUGGUGCUAGUGAAUAAAAGCCAUAUAUGCUGGUCAAGUUUGUCAAUUUAUAUAAGCUCUUAAUUUUUCUGUCUGCAAAAGGCGGACUAGCUGCCCUGUUUCAUCAAGAACAAUAAAUACCUUAUAAGAGAUGUCAGAACGUUAUUUGUCUCAAUGACGGGCACACGAGCGUAUUCAACAGAAGUAUUGAGAUUGAAGUUUAAGACGGUUAAGAGCAUCAAAUUUACGACGGCUAUUCGUCACAUGUCUCAAUAAUAAACAACUCAACAACCCCAAAUCGUCAACUGCCAAAAUUUGCCAGAAUUCAAUUGUAAAUCCAAAUUUUUUUAGCUAAACUAUUAACGCAAGAAUUUAAGCCCCGCAAUCGUGUUUCCUACUACUCUUUCGUGGAUUCUUUCUUUUUACUCUUUUUUUAUUUUUUAACAACUCAACAACACCAAAUCAUCAACUGCCAAAAUUUGCCACGAUUCAAUUGUAAAUCCUAUUUUUUUCAGCUAAACUAUUAAUGCAAGAAUUUAAGCCCCGCGAUCGUGUUUCCUAUACUACUUUUUCGCGACUGGGGUACUUUUUGACACCUUCCUGAUAAUUCCAUUUUACGUUCCGUAAGACUGUGUAAUUUUACACGUAGGUAUGAGAUAUUACCAUGUAAAACCGGAGUAUAAAGCAUAUGUAUACAGUAUAUCUAUCAUUACGCUGUAUCAAUCAUGUCAUGUAAAGUAAACACAAAUCAAGUCUUAUCUCGUCCAUAGUCGGGCAUUUAGCACAAGCAGCGAGGAUCAAAUAUGUGCCUGAAAUUUGCGCUUGAGUGAUGUAGGAUUUAUUUCUUUACUAUGGAUUCUUGGGCCACUUGGAGAAUAUAAAAGCUUUACACUGUUAGAAAAAUGACCGUUAACGGUAAUACCGGCGUUUCAGUGGCCG
This is a messenger RNA of Hyalella azteca, 3057 nucleotides long. Its product is annotated as probable 3',5'-cyclic phosphodiesterase pde-4. Gene Ontology annotation, cellular component: cytosol; perinuclear region of cytoplasm; nucleus. Gene Ontology annotation, molecular function: 3',5'-cGMP-stimulated cyclic-nucleotide phosphodiesterase activity; 3',5'-cyclic-GMP phosphodiesterase activity; 3',5'-cyclic-AMP phosphodiesterase activity. Gene Ontology annotation, biological process: regulation of mitochondrion organization; negative regulation of receptor guanylyl cyclase signaling pathway; positive regulation of gene expression. Bases 1 to 2007 code for a protein of 668 amino acids. The record is from RefSeq and is a predicted model, not a curated record. Lineage: Eukaryota; Metazoa; Arthropoda; Malacostraca; Amphipoda; Hyalellidae. The transcript has 9 exons.